Limulus polyphemus (Atlantic horseshoe crab) is the source of this 2581-nucleotide messenger RNA. It is a transcript of the gene SelT, whose product is annotated as selT-like protein. The transcript has 4 exons. NCBI's taxonomy places the organism in Eukaryota, Metazoa, Arthropoda, Merostomata, Xiphosura, Limulidae. The record is from RefSeq and is a predicted model, not a curated record. Gene Ontology annotation, cellular component: endoplasmic reticulum membrane. Gene Ontology annotation, biological process: cell redox homeostasis. Gene Ontology annotation, molecular function: thioredoxin-disulfide reductase (NADPH) activity.
UGGCAACAUUGCUCUGAUAAACACUAACAGUAAACAUUCGUCAUCAUGGCGGACUCGAGACUGUUUUAUGUUAGCUUGUUUUUAGCGUUUCUAGCUUUUACUGUUAGGGAGUAUUUUCAGUCCACUGGAGAAGGUCCAGAAACUUAUACGAAACAAAUACCAGAAACAAAAUUUCAACAUACCUUUAUGGGACCUACUUUGAAAUUUUUAUAUUGCUAUUCAUGAGGAUACAAGCGUGUCUUCGAGCAGUAUGUCUCAAUUCUUCAAGAGAAGUAUCCAGACAUUUCCAUUCUCGGAGACACGUAUCCUCCCUCAGCUGUUCGGCUACAUCUUGCCCAGUUUCUCAGUGUGGCCAAGCUUGGUAUCAUUGCUCUAGUUCUUGGAGGUGUAGAUAUAUUCCAAAUCUUAGGGAUGCCUACUCCACCUUUCUAUUCAUGGAUGAUUCAAAAUAAAAUGUAUGCUUGUUUAAUGUCAUUCUUCUUGGGGAACACAAUCGAAGGUCAGUUACUUUCAACAGGAGCCUUUGAAAUAUCUUUUAAUGAUGUGCCUGUAUGGUCCAAGCUAGAAAGUGGUCGAAUUCCUUCACCUCCAGAGUUGUUCCAGAUCAUUGAUAACCACGUGUUGUUGAAAUCACCAGAUGUCUCAGGAUUAAACAUGUAGCUUUUGCUUUGAAACUGAUAUUACAGGUUAUACUAGUAGGAGUUGUACAUACAGUAUUUGGUAGAAAGUUCAACAGAAAUAUUUUACUUUUAUGUGCAAAGAGAUAUCUCCAUUUGAAAGAAAAGAAUAUGCAUAAAAAUGUCAUAGAAUGAGAACAGAGUAUAUUAGUUAUGUCUAAAAGAAAGGACUUGUAUAUAAGCAAAUGUUUUUCGAAAAAAUGAAAUUCAAAUUUGUUUGAGUUCAGGUAACAUGUUUUUGGAAAAUAGGUAAUCAGAUUCAUAUGCAGUUUAGUUUCUAGAAAGUGAUAAAUCUUAAAAUUUAGCUGAUUGUGAUCAUGGGAUAUAUUCAGUUUGUUUAUAAUGUAUGUUAUGGUUGUAGAGUCAUAGUGAUAAUGAAAUAAGUUAAAAUUAGAAUAUUGUCUUAGUAUCUUAACUUUUUUGACCCACUAGAGCAAACUUUCUAACCUUUCAUACAUAUGUUUUCAUAAUCAAAACUUGUUAAUAGACUUUGCUGGUGAUUAAAAGCUUGCCCAAAUAAGUAUGGGAUUAAACCAUUGUAGUCAAAAUACUUGUUUUCAAUGAUUUAAUUAACAUCUGUAACCCAGUAGUAGACUUAGACAUAAUAUUUCAUUACUUUUAUUAAGUCUAAAGCGUUUAUUUCCUGUUUGUCUACUUAGGCAUUGUAUAGUUAAUAACAUUCAUAAUAUUGUUUUCUCAUCAAAUCUGAGCAUGUUUUGUAACACACACACACACACACACACACACAGUUAAAUGAGAAGUGGAUUGGAGUAGUUUAACACUAUAUAACUACACUAUGAUACAAAAGCUUUGAACAAAAUUUCAAAUAAUUUGUAAAAGCUUAAUGUUUAUAGUACUUGUAGCAUUAUGUAUAUGUAUGCAGUAUUUUUUGUUAAACAAUACAAAGAGAUUUAGAAAGUAGUCAGAAAUAAUAUAUUGUGAAUUAUUGCUUGAUCACUAAACUAGAUAUUGGUUUUUAUGCAUCACAUAGCCAGCAGUUCUAAAGAAAAAGAAUUAUUUGAAGUUUUUAAGAUAUAAACUAAUGACUAGAAAUGUUAUACAUUAAAGAUAUAUGCAUGUUUAUAUGCAUUUGGUUAACAGUGUGAUAUUUAGUCACGUAUUACACAACCUUUUGUGCACUAAUGCAACUAUAGAAAAAUAUUUAAAUUCUAUAAAUUUUAGAACUACAUUCAAAUCAGAAAUGAACUUAAAAAUUAUAUAUAUAUUGGGAUUUUAUCAGUUAUGUAAAUUAAAAAUUACUACAAGUAUCUACAUUUUUUCCCUAGAGAAUUUAUCUUAAUUACAUAUGAAACAUGACGCAAAACUGAAUUCACCAAGCAGUAACUUGCAUCUUUGCUAAAUUAUCAAACCUUAAGAAAAUUGAAUAACCAUGCUUCAUUGUUACCAAGUUAGUUGAAAAUUAGACAUUUUGUGAAGUGUAACAUACCUAUAAAUAUAUCCAUUAUAUGUGAAGUGAUUCCAUAAUGUUAGCCUAUUAUUUGUGUUGAAUUCAUGUUGUAUUGAAUAAUUGUAUUUCUAGUUUGAUGUUUUGUGGAAUGUUAUUCAUCUGUGGAGUAUUAUAUGAAGGCUCAAACACAAAGCAGAUCUUCUGCUAGUUUGAGCUGGAAGUUUCUUCCUCAACAGAUGUUUGCCUCUUAAUUCAAAACAUUUUAACAAAAGAGUAAGCUGUCUGUUUGGCUGUACGGUCUGUAAAUGCAACUUUUAUGUUUAAAUAAAGAAGUAUUAAUUUGAUUUCAUUCACUAAAGUCAUGUAAAACGUGUUUUAAGGAAUUAUUACGAAGGUUUGAAGUAAAAUUGUAAUAAAAGGAUAUUCUUGGGAUUCAAAAACUAAACUGAGUUUUAAAAUAAUCAAGUUUGAAAGAAAUAAAAUUACCUACAAAUAA